AUGGCGACCUCCUGGAGGCUGAGCGGUGACCCCCGUUUGCUACGCUGUCUCCUGGGUUUCCGUGGACGGGGAAGCCCUGGGCUGGUGAAGGGGACUUUCGGGAGUGCUUUCGGGCGCUCUGUCGGCUGCGUAGGUAGUUGGAGAUGGUUUCACGGCACGCAGUGGAUGCACGUUGAUCCUAUUAAGAUACUAAUGCCAUCAUUAUCUCCUACAAUGGAAGAAGGGAACCUUGUGAAAUGGCUGAAAAAGGAAGGUGAAGCUGUGAGUGCUGGAGACGCACUGUGUGAGAUUGAGACCGACAAAGCUGUGGUUACCUUAGAUGCUGGUGAUGACGGCAUCUUGGCCAAAAUUGUGGUUGAAGAAGGAGCUAAAAAUAUACGGCUAGGUUCACUAAUUGGUUUAAUGGUUGAAGAAGGAGAAGAUUGGAAACAUGUUGAAAUUCCCAAAGAUACAGGUCCUGCCCCAUCACCAGUUGCAAAACCUUCAGUGCCUCACCAUCCACCAGAACCACAGGUUUCUGUCCCUGUCAAACGGGAACAUACACCAGGGAAACUUCAGUUCCGUCUCAGUCCAGCUGCACGUAAUAUUCUGGAUAAGCAUGCACUUGAUGCUAGCCAAGGCAGAGCCACCGGCCCUCGGGGAAUAUUCACUAAAGAGGAUGCCCUCAAACUGGUAGAGCUGAAGCAGAUGGGCAAGAUCACUGAAUCCAGACCAACGGCCGCUCCUCCAGCCCCCACAACCACUCCCACAAUGCCUCUGCCCACACCAGCCACAGCAGAACCUUCCUAUUCCCGGCCAAUGAGCCCACCCGUAUCGAUUCCUGGACAACCUAAUGCAGUGGGCACAUUCUCCGAAAUCCCUGCUAGCAAUAUUCGAAGAGUUAUUGCCAAGAGGUUAACUGAAUCUAAAAGUACUAUACCUCAUGCUUAUGCUACUGCUGCCUGUGACGUUGGAGCGGUUUUAAAAGUAAGGCAAGAUCUGGUCAAAGAUGACAUUAAAGUAUCAGUGAAUGAUUUUAUCAUCAAGGCAGCAGCUGUUACCCUUAAACAAAUGCCAGAUGUUAAUGCAAGCUGGGAUGGAGAGGGGCCAAAGCAAUUGCCCUCUAUUGACAUUUCAGUAGCUGUGGCCACAGAUAAAGGUCUAAUUACACCAAUCAUAAAAAAUGCUGCUGCUAAGGGGGUACAGGAAAUCGCUGACUCAGUAAAGGUUCUUUCAAAGAAAGCAAGAGAUGGAAAAUUGUUACCAGAAGAAUAUCAAGGAGGAUCUUUUAGUAUUUCCAACUUGGGGAUGUUUGGCAUCAGUGAAUUUACUGCAGUGAUCAACCCACCGCAGGCCUGCAUUUUGGCUGUUGGCAGAUUCCAGCCUGUGCUGAAGCUCACUCAGGAUGAGGAGGGCAACGCCAGACUGCAGCAGCACCAGCUCAUCACCGUCACAAUGUCGAGCGACAGCCGAGUAGUAGACGAUGAACUGGCUACCAGGUUUCUUGAAAACUUUAAAGUCAACCUGGAGAAUCCUAUCCGGCUUGCCUAG
Messenger RNA from Chrysochloris asiatica (Cape golden mole), 1530 nucleotides. RefSeq names its product pyruvate dehydrogenase complex, component X (gene PDHX). Gene Ontology annotation, molecular function: acyltransferase activity. Lineage: Eukaryota; Metazoa; Chordata; Mammalia; Afrosoricida; Chrysochloridae. Gene Ontology annotation, biological process: pyruvate decarboxylation to acetyl-CoA. The transcript is spliced from 11 exons. The coding region runs from base 1 to 1530 and encodes 509 amino acids. The record is from RefSeq and is a predicted model, not a curated record. Gene Ontology annotation, cellular component: mitochondrion; pyruvate dehydrogenase complex.